This is a messenger RNA of Sitophilus oryzae (rice weevil), 3762 nucleotides long. It is a transcript of the gene LeuRS, whose product is annotated as leucine--tRNA ligase, cytoplasmic. Gene Ontology annotation, molecular function: aminoacyl-tRNA deacylase activity; ATP binding; leucine-tRNA ligase activity. Gene Ontology annotation, biological process: leucyl-tRNA aminoacylation. Bases 151 to 3696 code for a protein of 1181 amino acids. Lineage: Eukaryota; Metazoa; Arthropoda; Insecta; Coleoptera; Curculionidae. The transcript is spliced from 20 exons. The record is from RefSeq and is a predicted model, not a curated record.
AGGUUAGAAAACGUUUGACACUGACAGCAAACGUGCCGAAAUUUUUCAAUUUUUCACAGUUUUUAACAUAUUUUUCAUUUUAUUUAAUUUAAUUAAUAUAAAAUUUCAACAUACUCUCUGGUACAGGGAUAGUUUUAACCGAGACUAAUAAUGGUCACUGUUGAGAGAAAAGGUACCUUUAAGGUAGAAUAUCUUCAAAAAAUUGAAUCGGAGGCUCAAGAACGCUGGAAGAAUGAGAAAAUAUUCGAAAUAGACGCUCCAGCAAAUCCAAAAAAGUCGGAUGAUGAUAAAUUUUUAUGUACGUUUCCUUAUCCAUAUAUGAAUGGACAAUUACAUCUAGGGCACACAUUUUCUUUAUCAAAAUGUGAAUUUGCCGCGAGAUAUAAUCGCUUGAAAGGUAAGAAAGUUCUGUUUCCUUUUGGGUUUCAUUGUACAGGCAUGCCGAUAAAAGCAUGUGCUGAUAAGUUAAAAAGAGAAAUAGAGGUAUUUGGCUUUCCUCCUCAGUUUCCUGUAGAUGAAGAAGUAAUUGAAACAAAGGAAGAGAAUGAUGGAAUACCAAAAGAUAAAAGUAAAGGGAAAAAGAGUAAAGCAACUGCUAAAGCAGGCUCAGCUAAAUACCAAUGGCAAAUCAUGGAAAGUCUGGGUUUAGGGAACGAAGAAAUAAAAAAGUUUGCUGACACAGAUUAUUGGCUGGAAUAUUUUCCACCUCUUGCUGUCGAGGAUUUAACUGCUCUAGGCCUCCAUGUCGAUUGGCGAAGAACUUUUAUUACAACUGAUGUAAAUCCUUUUUAUGAUUCGUUUGUAAGGUGGCAGUUUUUAAGAUUAAAGGAAAGAAAUAAAAUUAAGUUUGGAAAGAGAUAUACGGUUUAUUCUGCGAAAGACGGGCAGCCUUGUAUGGACCAUGACAGGUCAUCUGGUGAAGGAGUGGGACCGCAGGAAUAUACUUUGAUCAAAAUGAAAUUGUUGGAUCCCUUACCUGAGAAGCUUAAAAAGUUUUCUAGUAAACCAAUUUAUCUAGUUGCCGCAACUUUACGACCUGAAACAAUGUACGGUCAAACCAAUUGUUGGAUAAGACCCGACUUGAAAUACAUAGCGUUUGAAACAAAAUCGGGAGAAAUAUUUGUCUCUACUGAUAGAGCAGCCAAAAACAUGUGUUUUCAGGGAUUCACAAAAGUCGAGGGCAAAUUUGAUGUGGUUGCCGAACUUUUGGGAGAGGAUCUUUUAGGCCGUGCUUUGAAAGCACCCAUGACUUGUUACGACAAAAUAUAUUGCUUACCGAUGCUUACGAUUAAGGAAAAUAAAGGAACAGGUGUAGUUACUAGCGUACCUUCAGAUUCACCUGACGACUAUGCCGCUUUAGUUGACUUAAAGAAGAAACAGCCGUUCAGAGAAAAGUAUGGUAUUAAAGAUGAAAUGGUAUUGCCAUUUGAGCCGGUACCUAUACUGGAAAUACCUGGGUUUGGAAAUUUGUCAGCUGUCACUAUAUACGAGAAACUAAAAAUUCAAAGUCAAAAUGAUAAAGAUAAGCUGGCUGAAGCUAAGGAAAUUUUGUACCUUAAAGGUUUCUACGAUGGGGUGAUGUUGGUUGGUGAUUACAAAGGUAAAAAAAUCCAGGAUGUGAAAAAAUCACUUCAAAAGCACCUCGCUGAUAAAAAUGAAGCUGUCAUUUAUUAUGAACCUGAAAAAACGGUUAUGUCUCGAUCUGGAGAUGAAUGUGUGGUAGCUCUGUGUGACCAAUGGUAUUUGGAUUAUGGUGAGACGGAAUGGAAAAAGCAAGCUCAUAAAUCUUUAGAGAAGAUAAACACGUUUCACGAAGAGGUUAGAAAAAAUUUCUUAGGUUGUCUGGACUGGUUGCACGAGUAUGCCUGUUCUAGGACUUACGGUCUAGGAACCAAGUUACCAUGGGAUCCUAAAUGGCUAAUUGAAUCCCUUUCAGAUUCAACUAUUUACAAUGCUUAUUACACAGUUGCUCAUCUCUUACAAGGUAAUUCAUUCAAAGGCGAUAAACCGAAUGCUUUAGGAAUUAAAGCUGAACAAUUAACACCAGAAGUGUGGGACUAUGUGUUUUUUAUAAACGCCAAAUACCCAGCCAAAUGCGGUAUUAAAAAAGAAUCGUUGGAUAUAAUGCGUCGAGAAUUUCAGUUUUGGUAUCCAGUAAACGUGCGUUGUUCUGGCAAAGAUUUGAUCCAAAACCACUUAACUUACUACAUCUACAACCAUUGCGCCAUUUGGUCUGAUGAUGAAUCUAAGUGGCCGACAGGCAUAAGAGCCAACGGCCAUUUGUUGUUAAAUUCCGCCAAAAUGAGUAAGAGUGAUGGUAAUUUCCUGACUCUCAGAACUGCUGUUGAGAAAUUCAGCGCCGAUGGAAUGAGGUUUUGCUUGGCGGAUGCAGGAGAUUCUGUUGAAGAUGCCAAUUUUGUAGAAGCCACAGCUGAUGCAGGAAUUUUAAGAUUAUACACUUUCAUCGAAUGGGUAAAGGAAAUAUUAAAAUCCACAGACUCUUUAAGGUCUACCAAAGCAAGAACUUUCAAUGACAGUGUGUUUGAGAGUGAAAUAAACUUAAAAAUAAAAGAAUCUGACGAUUUCUAUAAUAAAAUGCUGUUUAAGGAAGCGCUAAGAACUGGAUUUUUCGAGCUUCAAGCUGCUAGGGAUAAAUAUAGGGAACUGUCGCUUUUAGAUGGGAUGCAUGUGGAUUUGAUAAUGAGAUUUAUAGAAGUUCAAGCUCUACUCUUAUCACCUAUCUGUCCUCAUGUCGCUGAAAAAGUAUGGGAAUUACUAGGAAAUAAAACCAGUAUAGUGAAAGCUUCAUGGCCCAAACUCGGUAACAUUAACGAAGUUGAAAUAAAAGCUUCAGAAUACUUGAUGGAAACAGCUCAUUCGUUUAGAGUGCAUCUCAAAAAUUAUUUACAAGGUAUAAAAACUAAACAGAAUCCAAAUCCUCCACCAGUUGAAAAACCAAACAUUGUAACAAUAUGGGUGGCUAAGUCUUUUCCUUCGUGGCAAAGUUGUAUUUUGACAGUAUUAAAGGAUCAUUUCCUGAAAGAUGGCUACUUACCUGAUAACAAAGUAUUAUCAGCCGAGUUUGCUAAAAAAGAGGAACUGAAAAAAUAUAUGAAGAGAGUGAUGCCUUUCGUCCAAGCUACCAGAGAAAAAGUUAAUCAACUUGGUCUAAAAGCUUUAGCUUUGACUUUGGAGUUCGACGAAGCCGAAAUUUUAAGAAACAACAGCACGUAUUUGGCUAACACUCUUGAUGUUGAAGAAGUUGUCAUUAAAUUUACAGACGAUCCAGAGGCGACGGAAAAAAUGAAGGAAUGUUGUCCGGGUGGUCCGUUUGUUGUUUUUUCGAACAAACCAGGAGUUAAAUUGGAGUUUGUUAACCCUACGCAAGGGAAUGGUUUAUUUUCAAAGUAUAUUAUCAUUAAUAAUAAUGAUAGUUAUAAAAAGGUUGUUGAAAAGCUGGCUAAACAUUUUAAGCAAAUUAAAAAGCCUGAAUUGGUUGAUUUGUAUCGUUUUGAUGACCCUGUCUUAGGAUUAGUUACAAUGCCAUCAUUUGAUGAACCUCUCAAAGGGAAAAGCCUCAUUCCACAAAACGCUACAUUUGACGUGAACGUUGAAAAUUCCUUAAUAAAUGUAGUCUACGAUAAGAAAGUUAUUGAUAUUGGGAAACAAGUGACUUAUUUGCUAAGAGAAAGUUGAUUAGAAAAUAUAUUUAUUUAAUUUAUUAUUGGGUUACACUUUAAAUAAAACUGUUUUCUAAUGUAG